Phalaenopsis equestris is the source of this 540-nucleotide messenger RNA. RefSeq names its product F-box/LRR-repeat protein At3g48880-like. NCBI's taxonomy places the organism in Eukaryota, Viridiplantae, Streptophyta, Magnoliopsida, Asparagales, Orchidaceae. The transcript has a single exon. The coding region runs from base 1 to 540 and encodes 179 amino acids. The record is from RefSeq and is a predicted model, not a curated record.
AUGGAGGUUCUCUCCCUCGCAUCCCUCGCUUGCCCUAAGUUGAAAGUCUUGGGGUUGCCAAGAGUCAAUUUUGACGAUGAAGUUCGUUUUUUGAAUCUGAUAAGCAAAUGGAGGGAUCUCGAAUGGCUUGAAAUGGAUUCAAAGCCAAGAAAUUUGAGAGAAAUUGCAGAGCAGAUUGGAAUUCAUUGCAGCAGGUUUUACGGGAUUAAAAUUUGCGGCUUGAUUGGAAAAGAAGAUGUGUCAGGUAUUGUUGAUUUUAUUCCAAAGAUUGAAGUUUUGGAUUUGAGUGGGUCUCGAAUAGGGAAGGAGGAAGUGUUGGCUAUCUUAGAUGGGUGCAGGGAGCUGAAGAGAUUGAGCUUGAAGGAUUGUGUUGGUUUUGAAGCUGAUGAAGAGGUAAGAUGUAGGGCUAGAGGCAUAAAAAUUUUUGAAUUUGAGGGAUGCAGGGUUGAAGAUGAAUUGAGGGCUUCUGUGGAUCAGAGUGAUGCAUUGGAACAGAUGUUCAUGUAUUUUGAUGAUUGUUAUGAGAUGUGGAUGUUAUGA